Bradysia coprophila is the source of this 1797-nucleotide messenger RNA. Its product is annotated as cytochrome P450 6d3-like. The record is from RefSeq and is a predicted model, not a curated record. Lineage: Eukaryota; Metazoa; Arthropoda; Insecta; Diptera; Sciaridae. Gene Ontology annotation, molecular function: oxidoreductase activity, acting on paired donors, with incorporation or reduction of molecular oxygen; monooxygenase activity; heme binding.
CUCAGUGUCUCAGUUUAUUGUUGCCAUUCAUUCGGUGUAGUCAUAUCAUUCAGAGACUCAAGUUAGAAUACUAAAAAUAAAAGAAAAUAAAAUGUUUUUCACAAUCGUUGCUGUGUUGCUGUUGAUCGUUUAUCUAUUCCACCAAUACAAGUACAAAUUCUGGAUAAAUCGCGGUUUCGUGCAAUUGGAACCGAAAUUUUUAAUUGGUGACCUUGGACCUAUGAUGACUGAGAAAAAGUCGAUCGGUGAAUUUUUUUACAACAUUUACGUGAAGCAUAAACAUCACAAGGCAUUGGGCUUAUACAUGGGAUUUCAGCCGGCAGUCGUUGUUAACGAUCCAAUUCUUCUGCAGAAUGUUUUGGUUCGAGAUUUUAGCUCGUUCCAUGAUCGACCUGUACCGUUCGACUUGGAGCAUGAUACUCUUCAAAAUCAUUUGUUCCAUGUUCCCGGACAAGAAUGGCGAGAUCUGAGAGUGAAGUUGUCGCCCACCUUCACGAGCGGUAAACUGAAGGGCAUGUUCUCCGUUAUAAAAGAUUGCGGAAAUGUGCUACAAGAGUACUUGGUGAAGAAUGUCGAGUCGGGCAUGAACGUGUUCGAGUUUCGUGAAUUGUUUGCCCGGCUCAAUACGAGUAUCAUAUCGUCCGUUGCAUUCGGCAUUGAUAACGAUUGCGUUAACGAACCGGAUCACAUAUUUCGCCGAAUGGGAGCCAAAAAUUUUGAAAUCACCAAAUGGGUCAUGGUGCGCAAUCUGAUCCUUUUCUUCUUCCCGCAAGCUAUGAAGUGGUUUAGAAUCAAGAUAACGCAUCCGGAAGUGGAACAAUUCGUUUACUCGGUUGUGAAGCAGACGAUUGAAUAUCGCGAGAAGAACAAUGUCGAGCGGAAUGACUUCAUGCAGUUGCUAAUCCAAUUAAGAAACCAGGGAUAUGUUUCGGUUGAUAAAGACGAUAACAAUGCUGAUAAAAGCGGUCACGAUGACAAGAAAAAAUUGAGUUUUGAUGACUUAGCUGCAAAUGUUUUUGUAUUUUUCCAGGCUGGCUUCGAAACAUCGAGCUCAACUUUGUCUUAUUGCCUAUUUGAACUGGCACGACAUCCAGAAAUACAGAGAAAAGCACAACAAGAGAUUGAUAGAGUUCUCAAGGCAUCUGGUCAAAAUGAAAUUUCUUACGAAGUCUUGAGCGAGUUAAAAUAUCUUCAGUAUUGCAUCGACGAAACUCUACGAAAAUAUCCCAUUCUACCGCUGAUGUUCCGACUCUGCACUGCCGAUUACAAAAUACCCGACACCGAACAGACAAUCCCUAAAGGCACUGGUGUUAUGAUCCCAGUCCUUGGCUUUCAACGCGAUCCCGAAAUAUACGAAAAUCCAUUGGAAUUCAGACCAGAAAGAUUUAUCGAUUCCCCAACCGGAUCUACUGCUAAGGGCUGCUAUUAUCUUCCGUUCGGAGACGGUCCCAGGAACUGUAUCGGCAUGAGGAUGGGAAAAUUGACAUCGAAGCUGGGUCUAAUGCUUGUGCUGUCCAAAUUUAAUGUUGAACUCGCUGACCCAGAUAUGGCCGAUAAAGAACUGGAAUUCCAUCCAGUACAGUUUAUACUCUGUCCGCUAAAGGAAUUUAAUUUGAGAAUAACUCCGCGAUCAGCUAGCAAUUAACUCGGAAACAAUAUUUUAUAUUGAUAUCGAACGAAUGGUAAUGGUGACCAGACCCAGUCCCCAGCUCGCAUGUAAAUGGCUUUCUCUUCAGAAAUCGGCUCAAAAUUUGUAAAAGAUUUGCACUUUGUGGGUUGCUUCAAUGCUGAAUAAAC